Molecule: messenger RNA, 768 nt
Organism: Solanum lycopersicum (tomato)
Lineage: Eukaryota; Viridiplantae; Streptophyta; Magnoliopsida; Solanales; Solanaceae
Source: RefSeq, a predicted model, not a curated record
AUCCUAACUAUUGAAGAUAGUACCACUAACAAAAAGGAAAAACAAAACUAAUACCAAUUGUACUACUACUCUUUGUAGUUUCCUCUUCAUUUGUUUUUGAGAAAGAAAAAAAAUCUAAAAAAGUAUAGAAAUGGCUAUUUCAACAAAGUUCUGCCUCAAUCUCUCCCCUCAACCUCCUCCUACUUCUAAUUAUAAUAACUCAAUUCCCCCACCUUCAAAAAAAACUCAACUUUCUUGGCAACGAAAAGAAAAAUCAUGGAAAAAUCAAUGUGUAUUAGGAAUGGCAUGUGUUGUAAUUAUUGGAUUAGAAUUUGACGAUUCAAUUUUAGUUAAUCAAGAAAGUACGAUCGCGAUCGCCGGAGACAUGCAAUUACAAUAUGUCGCCGGAAAAUCAAUACAAAAAUGGAGUGAAAAAAGAUCAUGCCCACCGUGGAACGUGAACUCGUUAGAAACCAUCGUGCCGGAAAACUUACCGAGGCCGGUGACUCGCCGGAGAUGGGAAAACGUUGAUUAUAAUACUACUACUCAAUCUGCACCUGAAGUAAAGUUGGUGACAAAAUUUAGUAAAGGAUGUUUCACUAUGUGAACAUAGUAAUUAAAAGUUUAAUGUGUAUAUAUAGAUACGGAGUUCAACUGAAUUCCCUUAGUCGAUAAUAGGACAAAAAUAUUUUUCCUGUUUUAUAUGAACAUGUGAAGUCCAUGACAUAAUAAAACAUAUAGUCUAGUUAUAAUUUGUAUAAUGUUAUUUUAGGUCGUAAGUUUAAAUUC